AUGGCAAUGCAGACGGGCUGCUGCUCGGCGGCGGCGGUCCUCCUCCUCCUCGUGGUUGCCGCGGCCGGUGCGUCGGUCGCCGGGGCGACGUAUGUCAGGUACAAAGACCCCAAGCAGCCGAUCCAGGCGCGCGUGGAGGAUCUCCUCGGCCGGAUGAGGAUCGAGGAGAAGAUCGGGCAGAUGACGCAGAUCGAGCGCCACAACGCCUCCUCCGCCGUCAUCGAGAAGUACUUCGUCGGGAGCGUGCUGAGCGGUGGCGGCAGCGCGCCGUCGGAGAAGGCGUCGGCGGCGACGUGGCAGGAGAUGAUCACCAAGAUGCAGAAGGCGGCGCUCAGCACCCGCCUCGGCAUCCCCAUCAUCUACGGCAUCGACGCCGUGCAUGGCAACAACAACGCCUACAACGCCACCAUCUUCCCCCACAACGUCGGCCUUGGCGCCACCAGGGACCCCGACCUGGUCAAGCGCAUCGGCCGCGCCACGGCGCUCGAGGCCAGGGCCACUGGCAUCCCCUACACCUUCGCGCCAUGCGUCGCGGUUUGCCGUGAUCCGAGGUGGGGCGGGUGCUACGAGAGCUUCAGCGAGGACACGAAGCUGGUGCAGCUGAUGACGUCGGCCGUCAUCCCCGGCCUGCAGGGCGACGUCUCCACCAAGCACCCCAGGGGCGUCCCCUUCGUGGGCGGGUCCAAGCACGUGGCCGCCUGCGCCAAGCACUUCGUCGGCGACGGUGGGACGCACCACGGGAUCAGCGGCAACAACACCGUGCUCAGCUUCCACGACCUCAUGCGGAUCCACAUGCCGCCCUACUACGACGCCGUCAUCAAGGGCGUCGCCUCCGUCAUGAUCUCCUACUCCAGCUGGAACGGCGUCAAAAUGCACGAGAACAAGUACCUCAUCACCCAGAUCCUCAAGGAAAAGAUGCACUUCAGGUGCGGCGGCUGGACCAAGUCCUGGCAGGGUCAGGCCGGCAACGGCAUCACCGGCCAUGGCACCACCAUCCUUGAGGCCAUCAAGUCGGCCGUGGACAAGAAGACGGUCAUCGACUACUCGGAGCACCCGGACAAGGGCAACGUCUCCAAGAACGAGGACGAGUACGACUACGCUGUGGUGGUGGUGGGCGAGCACCCCUACGCCGCCACCGCCGGCGACAACCUGAACCUCACCAUCCCGGGCCCGGGGCCCGAGGUCAUCAGGAAGGUGUGCGAGCUCGUCAAGUGCGUCGUCGUCCUCGUCUCGGGCCGUCCGCUCGUCGUCGAGCCAUACCUGGACACCAUUGACGCGCUCGUCGCCGCCUGGCUGCCGGGCACCGAGGGCCACGGCGUCGCUGAUGUGCUCUUCGGGGACCACGGAUUCUCCGGCAAGCUGCCCAGGACGUGGGUCAGGUCCGUCGACCAGCUGCCCAUGAACUACGGCGACAAGCUCUACGACCCGCUCUUCCCCUUCGGAUUCGGACUCACCACCAAGCCGGCUGAUCGCAGCUAG
Messenger RNA from Aegilops tauschii subsp. strangulata, 1479 nucleotides. RefSeq lists its product as uncharacterized. Lineage: Eukaryota; Viridiplantae; Streptophyta; Magnoliopsida; Poales; Poaceae. Gene Ontology annotation, molecular function: beta-glucosidase activity. Gene Ontology annotation, biological process: glucan catabolic process. The record is from RefSeq and is a predicted model, not a curated record.